Betta splendens (Siamese fighting fish) is the source of this 3115-nucleotide messenger RNA. Its product is annotated as NLR family CARD domain-containing protein 3-like. The coding region runs from base 774 to 2558 and encodes 594 amino acids. NCBI's taxonomy places the organism in Eukaryota, Metazoa, Chordata, Actinopteri, Anabantiformes, Osphronemidae. The transcript is spliced from 3 exons. The record is from RefSeq and is a predicted model, not a curated record.
UCAUGGACCUUUACCUUGUGUGUGUCUCUGUGUGGACUCAUUCUUCAUGGUUCCUUCACAGAGUGGACCAGCAGAGCUCAGAGGUUCCCAGUGCUCAGUCUGUCCAGCAGCACCAAACACACCUGGACUCCAUAUUUAUGGUCUGUACAUGUACAACUACUACUGUUCAUCUGUUGUGUUCAAUAGUGUCCAUGCUGCACUUUUUAGACCAGUGGAUUGUCAGUGUGUCCAACAUAGAUCUGAUGUUUGGCUCCAUGGUUUUAGUUGGAUCAGGUCAUUCAUUUAGUUUCUGUUCCAGCUGCUGGAGGAAAACAUUGUCACGUUUGUGAAGAAGGAGCUGAAGAAGAUCCAGAAGGUUCUGAGUCCAGAUUACCCAGAAUGCUUAGAGAGUCAGAGGGAGGAUGAGGAGGAGAUGGAUGGUGAGGAUGAAGAGCAGAGGAGGAGCAGCAGAGACGCGUUUCUGAAGAUCACAGUGAACUUCCUGAGGAGGAUGAAGCAGGAGGAGCUGGCUGACUGUCUGCAGAGUAUGAGGAUUUAUCUCAACAUUUAACAUCAGAGACACAAUCACACAUUUACUGAUGUGUUAGAGGUUCAGUUGGUUAAAUGUGGAGCAAAAUCUUAUAAUCAGAUACAGCAAAGUUCUUCUUAUCAAUAGUUCUAGUGUUUCAGGCUGUUUCAUUAUGUUUAUUACCACAAAAACUUGAAUCAAAGAACCAGACAUUUGUUGACUCCUCACACUUUGUCUUCUUUGUGUUUUGUUGGACCCAGAUCUGAUGGUUCCAGUACCAGAGCCACAGCCCAUCACAUAUUACCAGCAGAUGCUUCAAUCAAACCUCCAAGACCAGUUUGUGUGUGUGAAACCAGGCUGGUCAGAAGUCGACCAACAUCUGGAUGACAUCUACACAGAGCUGUACAUCACAGCUGGGCCGGAUUCACACAUCAACACACAGCAUGAGGUCCAAAAGCUUGAGACGACACAGCAGAAGCAAAGAUCAGCAGAGGAGCCAGUGAAGCCCAGUGACCUGUUCAAACAUCCCCCUGGUAAAUACAGACGCAUCAGAACAGUGUUGACCAAUGGAAUCGCUGGGAUUGGAAAAACAGUCCUUGUGAACAAGUUUGUGUUGGACUGGACCCAACAAAGGUCCAAUCAAGACGUGCAUCUGAUUUUCCCCUUCACCUUCCGUCGGCUGAAUCCACUGAAGGGACAGACGUUUACUUUGUCAGAGCUCAUUCAUGAAUGUAUCCCAGAAACUGAGUCCAUCAGCCUGGAGGCUCUGAAUUACAUCUUUACACAUCUACAGUCAUCAGGAAACAGCAACUAUGACAAGAGCAGCUUCAAACUUCUGUUUGUGUUUGAUGGACUGGACGAGAGUCGCCUCCAACUGGACUGUAGCACCAGUGAGAAGGAGACGGGUCAACGUGACGUCACAGAGUCCACCUCAGUGGAUGAGCUGCUGACAAACCUCAUCAGAGGAAAUCUACUACGCUCUGCUCGCAUCUGGAUCACCACACGACCUGCAGCAGCCAAUCAGAUUCACGGAGACUUUGUUGAGGUGGUGACGGAGGUCAGAGGUUUCAGUGACCCACAGAAGGAGGAGUACUUCAGGAAGAGAUUCAGAGAUGAGGAGCAGAGCAAGAGAAUCAUAUCCCACAUCAAGACGUCACGAAGCCUCCACAUCAUGUGCCACAUCCCAGUCUUCUGCUGGAUCACUGCUACGGUUCUGGAGGAUCUGCUGGAAACCAGAGAGGGAGGAGAGCUGCCCAAGACCCUGACGGAAAUGUACGCAGAGUUCCUGGGGUUUCAGAUGGAUCGGACUAAAGACAAGUACGGACCAGAACAGAGCAGCACCUACAUCAAGUCAUUAGCUAAACUGGCUUUUGAACAGCUGCUAAAGGGAAACUUGAUCUUCUAUGAGGAAGAUCUGAAAGAGAGCGGCAUCGAUGUCAGUGGAGCCUCAGUGUGUUCAGGAGUGUUCACAGAGAUCUUUAAACAGGAGCGAGGGAGGAAAGCCAAGGACAAGAUGUUCAGCUUUGUUCAUCUGAGCGUUCAGGAGUUUCUGGCUGCUGUUCACAUGAUGCUCUGUUACAACAAAGGAAGGAUGGAGGAACUGCAGAACUUCCUAUACACCUCCAAUGCUGCUUUGGAUGAUGUCAUGAGUAGAACCAUGAAGAAGUCCCUCCAGAGUCCAAGCGGCCACCUGGACCUGUUUGUUCGCUUCCUUCAUGGCCUCUGUGUGGAGUCCAACCAGAGAAUCUUAGGAGGUUUGCUGGGUCACACAGAGAUCAGUCCAAAAACCAUCCAGAGAAUCAUCUACAACCUGAAGGACAUGAACAGUGAUAGAAUCUCUCCAGACAGAGGCAUCAACAUCUUCCACUGUCUGAUGGAGAUGAACGACCACUCAGUCCAUCGGCAGAUCCAACAGUUCAUGAAGUCAGAGAACAGAUCAGAAAGACUCUCCUUGAUCCAGUGCUCAGCUCUGGCCUACAUGCUGCAGAUGUCAGAGGAGGUUCUGGAUGAGCUGGACCUGAACAAGUACAAUACGUCAGAGGAGGGAUGACAGAGACUGAUCCCAGCUGUGAGGAACUGCAGAAAGGCUCAACUUUCUGGCUGUGGACUCACAGAGACUCACUGUGAAGUUGUGGUCUCAGCUCUGAAGUCCAACCCGUCACAUCUGACACAUCUGGACCUGAGUAACAACAACCUGCAGGACUUAGUGCAGGUUCUGUGUGUUGGACUGAAGAGUCCUCACUGUCGACUGGAGACUCUGAGACAGUGAAUGAUGUUUGAUUGGAGGAGGAGCAGAGAAGAUGAAAUGAAUUCUAGCAGCAUCACAGAACCACCACCACCUGCAGCAGGAAGCACAGCUGUUCCAGAGGAGUGGAGAAGGUCAAAGGUCACUGACAGCUUGGAUCCUAUGGAGACACUUUGGUCCACACUAAAGCAUGUGUGGAGUCAGUGUCUCUGUUCUCUGCUGGUGACGAAGCCUGAAGUUCACUGGUGUUUAUCAGAGUUUAGACAGGAACGUUUCAGUCAGGAUCAUGUUGUUGGUUCUGUCUCCAUCAAUACGACAUGGAUCAAACCAAUGAAUCACAAUAAAGAUACAAAGAUGUUGUU